Messenger RNA from Rattus norvegicus (Norway rat), 1662 nucleotides. RefSeq names its product Wnt family member 16 (gene Wnt16). Bases 282 to 1376 code for a protein of 364 amino acids. The transcript is spliced from 4 exons. Gene Ontology annotation, molecular function: signaling receptor binding. The record is from RefSeq and is marked provisional. Gene Ontology annotation, cellular component: cytoplasm; extracellular region. Gene Ontology annotation, biological process: negative regulation of apoptotic signaling pathway; positive regulation of gene expression; Wnt signaling pathway. NCBI's taxonomy places the organism in Eukaryota, Metazoa, Chordata, Mammalia, Rodentia, Muridae.
CAUCAGCAGAAGUUUCUCACCUUGGAAAGCGAGGGACGCUCCCGCAUCUCCAGCACGUACUCACCUCUGCGCGAGUGGACCUUAGGCUACUUUCUCCACCGCAUCUUGCCUAGGGGACUGCCGAUUGUCUCUGUCCUUGCUGACCUUUUUAAUGUUACCUUCCAGGGGAAAGAGGGCAAGGAACAACUGGGUGCUAGGAAACUGACCCCAGGCCCUGCGGGCCUCUGGAGAGAGGAGACAGGAGAGGAGUGACUGGGGCUGGGGGCCUCCAUGCACGGGCCAUGGACAGAGCGGCGCUCCUGGCCCUGCCCAGCUUGUGUGCGCUGUGGGCAGCCGUGCUGUCGCUGCUCCCCUGCGGAACCCAGGGCAACUGGAUGUGGUUGGGCAUCGCCUCCUUCGGGGUACCGGAGAAGCUGGGCUGCUCCGGCUUGCCGCUGAACAGCCGCCAGAAGGAGCUGUGCAAGAGGAAACCGUACCUGCUGCCUAGCAUCCGCGAGGGCGCCAGGCUGGGCAUUCAGGAGUGCAGAAGCCAGUUCCGACACGAGAGGUGGAACUGUAUGGUCGCCACUGCCACCUCCACCCAGCUCGCUACAGCUCCCCUCUUUGGCUAUGAACUGAGUAGCGGCACCAAGGAGACAGCAUUCAUUUAUGCCAUCAUGGCUGCAGGCCUGGUGCACUCUGUAACCAGGUCAUGCAGUGCAGGCAACAUGACCGAGUGUUCCUGUGACACCACCUUGCAGAACAGUGGCUCAGCGAGUGAAGGCUGGCACUGGGGUGGAUGCUCUGAUGAUGUCCAGUACGGCAUGUGGUUCAGCAGAAAGUUUCUAGACUUACCCGUCAGAAACACCACAGAAAAAGAAAGCAAAGUCCUGCUAGCCAUGAAUCUACACAACAACGAGGCAGGGCGGCAGGCUGUCGCCAAGUUAAUGUCUGUGGACUGCCGCUGCCAUGGUGUUUCCGGCUCCUGUGCUGUGAAAACCUGCUGGAAAACUAUGUCUUCUUUUGAAAAGAUUGGGUAUUUUUUAAAGGAUAAAUAUGAAAACAGCAUCCAGAUCUCAGACAAAACCAAGAGGAAGAUGCGCAGGAGAGAAAAAGACCAGAGGCAGACACCCAUUCUCAAGGAUGACUUGCUAUACGUCCAUAAGUCUCCCAACUACUGCGUGGAGAACAAGAAACUGGGUAUUCCUGGGACCCAGGGCAGAGAGUGCAACCGUACGUCAGGAGGCGCGGAUGGCUGUAACCUCCUCUGCUGUGGCCGAGGCUACAACACCCACGUAGUCAGGCACGUGGAGAGGUGUGAGUGUAAGUUUAUCUGGUGCUGUUACGUCCGCUGCAGGAGGUGUGAAAGCAUGACCGAUGUCCACACUUGUAAGUAACCUCUCCAUCCAGCCUAGCAUGAGAUUGCCUCAGUAACAACCAGCUGUGUUGUCAUCUGAAGGGCGCCCCCUACUGUGCACGGCGGGGAAGUCGCUGCCUGUAAGAGUGUUCCCAGACCCCUGGGCCAGGCUGAGAUUUCUUCUUUCUGGCAGACUUCAAAUCCCAAGCUGCACGGCAGGAUUGCUUGGGAUUCUAAAGUUGAAAAGGUUGGCAGUCGCCUUUGGAUAGUUUGGGGAAUAUACGUUGGCAUAUAGGGAACAGCAAUCUGUUUCCAAAGCAAUAUGG